This is a messenger RNA of Pelmatolapia mariae (spotted tilapia), 1956 nucleotides long. RefSeq names its product alpha-1,6-mannosyl-glycoprotein 2-beta-N-acetylglucosaminyltransferase-like. The transcript has 2 exons. Gene Ontology annotation, molecular function: alpha-1,6-mannosylglycoprotein 2-beta-N-acetylglucosaminyltransferase activity. Bases 328 to 1584 code for a protein of 418 amino acids. Gene Ontology annotation, biological process: oligosaccharide biosynthetic process; protein N-linked glycosylation. NCBI's taxonomy places the organism in Eukaryota, Metazoa, Chordata, Actinopteri, Cichliformes, Cichlidae. The record is from RefSeq and is a predicted model, not a curated record. Gene Ontology annotation, cellular component: Golgi membrane; Golgi stack.
CCAACAUGUAUCACAGUCCUAUCAUCCUCUUCCUGGUAGCAUCGUGUUGACACAUUACACCUACUUCGGGUGUUAAAAACAAGCGGCAGGAGCGACUGUGUAACAAAUGACACGGCUCUCCUCUGGAAAGCCCUCGACAUCUUUUCUAGAGCAACCGUCAGGAAGCGUUUGACACACGGUUCAAGAACUGUCACGCGACAAUGGAGCGUUCAUGAGGAGGAGCGCGAGGACGCAAUGUUGCACGGAAGUUUGGGGCGAAGAGGCGCGCGACAAGGUGAAUGAACGCCACUGCUAUUCAACUCCGGAGUGUGUUUUUACUUAAAGAAAAUGAGGUUUCGGCUGCUCAAGAGGAAUCUGCUCGCGCUACUCGGCGUUUCCUUCGUAGUUGUGACUCUCUUGUUUUCAACACGCGUGUUAUUAGUUUCUGAUGACGCAAGCGGACCCGGUAACACCGUAAAAGAGAACCCGGGCCUGAGCUCUAGUGACCCGGUAAAGUUUAACUUCAGGUCGCUGUCGGAGCUAACUCAGUCCGUUUACAGUGCCAACUUAAAACAGUCUGUUUACAAUGCAGACAGAUUUCCAGGGGACCCUCGGCUGGUGCUGGUCGUGCAAGUCCACAACAGACCAGAAUACCUCAGACUGCUUAUCAAAUCUUUGGCCAAAGCUGCUGAGGUCCACAGCUUCCUCCUCAUCUUUAGCCAUGACUAUUUUUCAGAGGAAAUCAACACAAUUGUUCAAGGGAUAACUUUCUGCAAGGUACUGCAGAUUUAUUUCCCCUUCAGCACUCAGCUGUAUCCCAGAGAGUUUCCUGGGCAGGAUCCACGAGACUGCCCCCGAGACAUAUCCAAGGACAGGGCUCUGGAAACAGGAUGCCUCAAUGCAGAACACCCCGAUUCCUACGGGCAUUACAGAGAAGCCUUCAUCACUCAAACCAAACACCACUGGUGGUGGAAGCUGCACUUCGUGUGGGAGCGAGUGCAGGCGAUGCAGGGCUACAGUGGCUUUGCAGUAUUUCUAGAGGAAGACAACUACAUCUUACCAGACUUUUUCCAUUUUUAUAAAUCAAUGAUCGAGUUUAGAAAAAACAACUGCCCAGACUGUGACAUGCUGGCUUUGGGUAACCAUAAUGGCCUGGAUGGUUUCACCGCACUAUCCAACAAGGUGUUGACCACAGGCUGGAUGUCCACGAAACACAACAUAGGCAUGGCCAUCUCCAGGGAGGUGUACUACAAGCUGAUGGGGUGCAGCAAUGAAUUCUGCACGUACGACGACUACAACUGGGACUGGACUUUGCAGCACAUCUCUGGAACCUGCAUAUCGAAGCCCCUCAAAGUGGCGGCAGCACUGGGCUCCAGGGUUCUUCACACAGGAGACUGUGGACUUCACCAGAAGGAGAACUGCAGACCAGAGUGGGCCGCGCAGAAGGUUGACGAAGGACUUCAGAAAGCUAAGGCCGGCCUCUUUCCUCCAUCUCUUGUCCUCGAUGGUGCAGAACCGGUGGCGCACAAAGCGCACAUGAAGAACGGAGGAUGGGGAGACAUUCGCGAUCACAUUCUAUGUAAUAACUACGCCAAACGACUCUGAACUGCGACUUUUUAACAUUCUACAGGUGUGCCAUCUGAAAAUGACUUUUUCAGGCUUUUUAGGGCCUGCAUUGGGUUGUCUUCACUUUCAGUGUUUUGUUUUUGUUUGUUUUCUUUUUAAAUGACCACCCCCAAAAAUUGGACCAAAUCGCAUCUAAACAUACUGCAUUGUUCAGCACAGUAAAGACAUUUUUUUUCUUAAAUUACCAAAGAUGUAUGGGUGCCAACACCUUUUGUUGAAAUUUGUUCUGUAUACUGCCUGCAAGCUCAGUUCAACUGAAUGUCAGCAGCUCUCUGGGUAUCCUACAAGCCACAAAAUUAGACUAUAUAUAUAUAUAUAUAUAUAUAUAUAUAUAUAUUGCACUUUGUUGUA